Messenger RNA from Triticum turgidum subsp. durum (durum wheat), 303 nucleotides. Lineage: Eukaryota; Viridiplantae; Streptophyta; Magnoliopsida; Poales; Poaceae. The record is from the annotation of a GenBank genome assembly.
AUGAAGAUUUUAGAUGGGACAGAAGAGGGAGAUGACCCUGUGACAGUCUUGGAGAAAGGCGUGAAGCUCGGCAAGCAGCUCGCGAGCAUGCCGGAUGUGCUUGAGCGCUGGAAGGUGAUGGAAGAUUUCUGGGCCGAGACAAUCAUCUACGUCGCGCCCUCGCACUCCACCGGCAAGCAACACAUGCAGCAUCUUGAGAGUGGCGGGGAGUUCCUCACCCAUAUCUGGGCCCUGCUUUCUCAUGCUGGCAUCCUGAACCUUAACCGGGACAAGGAGCAGGGGGCACAGGCAGAGGCUGUGUGA